Molecule: messenger RNA, 1753 nt
Organism: Zea mays
Lineage: Eukaryota; Viridiplantae; Streptophyta; Magnoliopsida; Poales; Poaceae
Exons: 3
Coding region: 3-1751 (582 amino acids)
Biological process (GO): cytokinin metabolic process
Molecular function (GO): FAD binding; cytokinin dehydrogenase activity
Source: RefSeq, marked provisional
CGAUGGCUAGAGCUACGACCUCCACGGUCGCAGCACUCUGCUUCCUCCUCAGCUGCGUCUCCGCGACCCCUUCCACGCUCGCCGCGUCCUCCGCCAUCAUCCACGACAUCAUCCGCGGCCUCGCGGACACCACGGCGGCGCGCGUCCGCACGGACGCCGAGGCCACGGCGCGCGCGUCCACCGACUUCGGCACCAACGCGACCGCGGACGACGCGGCCCGGCCGGCGGCCGUGUUCUACCCGUCGUGCGCCGCCGACAUCGCCGCGCUGCUGCGGGCGUCCAGCGCGAGCGCCUCGCCGUUCCCGGUCUCCGCGAGGGGCCGCGGGCACUCGACCCGGGGCCAGGCCACGGCCCCCGGCGGCGUCGUCGUCGACAUGGCGUCGCUAGCAGUAGCUGCAGGGCGCGACGAGACCGCCACCACCAACGCCUCCUCCACCUCCGCCUCCGCAAGGCUCGCCGUGUCGGUGGACGGGCGCUACAUCGACGCCGGCGGCGAGCAGCUGUGGGUGGACGUGCUGCACGCCGCCCUGGCGCACGGCCUCACGCCUCGCUCCUGGACGGACUACCUCCGCCUCACCGUCGGCGGCACGCUCUCCAACGCAGGCAUCAGCGGCCAGGCCUUCCGCCACGGCCCGCAGAUAUCCAACGUCCUAGAGCUCGACGUCGUCACGGGAACAGGUGACAUGGUGACGUGCUCCAAGGAGAAGGACGCCGACCUCUUCGACGCCGUGCUGGGAGGGCUGGGGCAGUUCGGCAUCAUAACGCGCGCGCGGAUCCCGCUGGCGCCGGCGCCGGCGAGGGCGCGCUGGCUGCGGCUCCUCUACACCGGCGCCGCCGACCUCACGGCCGACCAGGAGCGGCUCAUCGCCGACGACGAGCGCCGCGGCGGCGCGCUGGCCGGGCUCAUGGACUACGUCGAGGGCUCCGUCGUCACCGACCUCCAGCAGGGCCUCAUCGGCAGCUGGCGCUCGCAGCCGCCGCCGUCCUCCUCGUCCUUCUACUCGGCUACCGACGCCGCGCGCAUCGCGGCGCUAGCCGAGGAGGCCGGCGGCGUCCUCUACUUCCUCGAGGGCGCGGUGUACUACGGCGGCGCCAGCGACACGACCGCCGCAGACGUUGACAAGCGCGUGGACGUGAUGCUGCGUGAGCUGCGGUACGCGCGGGGGUUCGCGUACGUGCAGGACGUGUCGUACGAGCAGUUCCUGGACCGCGUGAGCGCCGGCGAGCGCAGGCUCCGCGGCGAGGGCCUCUGGGACGUGCCGCACCCGUGGCUCAACCUCUUCCUCCCGCGCUCCCGCAUCCUCGACUUCGCCGCGGGCGUCUUCCACGGCGUGCUGCUCCCCACGCGCACGGCUGGCGGCGGCGGCGGCGGGCCCGUGCUGGUCUACCCCAUGAACCGGGGCAAGUGGGACGGCGCGACGUCGGCGGUGCUCCCCUACGACGAUGGCGACGGCGACGGCGACGAGGUGUUCUACACGGUGGGGAUCCUGCGGUCGGCCGUGGCGGACGGCGACCUGCGCCGCAUGGAGGAGCAGAACGCCGAGGUGGCGCGCUUCUGCGAGGCCGCCGGCAUCCCCUGCACGCAGUACCUGCCCUCCUACGCCACGCAGGCGGACUGGGCGGCGCGCCACUUCGGCCCCGCCGGCAGCGGCAGGUGGGACACCUUCCUCCGCCGCAAGAGGAAAUACGACCCCAUGGCGAUCUUGUCGCGCGGCCAGAGGAUUUUCUCGUCCCCGCUACUUGCCUCAUGAUC